UUGGUCGGGGUGGAUGAGUGGGCAUAUAACAUGAAUGUCUAGCAACCCAAAGGAUGUGUAUUCAAAUCUUAUCAUGGACAACUUGACCAUUUGCGCUAAUUAGCAAAUAUUUACUACUUUUUAGCUACGGAGCAACUACUUAGCAUGUUAGCUAACCCUUCCCCUAAACUUAAGCUUUCAACCUAACUCCUAACCCCAAACAUGACUAACGUUAGCAACCUAGCUAACAUUAGCAACCUAGCUAAACUGAGCCACUUAACUAACAUUAGCCACAAAAAAAAUGGAAUUCGUAACAUAUAUGUUUUGCAAAUUCAUAACUUUGUACGAAUUGCAAUUUGUAACAUAUCAUACACAUUUUUAUUCAUACCAUAUAAGAUGAAAGGGAUGAUGGACAUCCCAAAAAAUUAAAACGUAACAUACCAUACUAACGGCAGUGUCCUGGAUUUACUUUUACUAUGUUAUGUCUACCCCCGAGUCCAGGUUGAAACUGGAAUUUUUCAUCUGAAGUAUAAACACAAAGCCAUAAAGUGUCAAAGUCCAACGCUGUUUCGUCAUUCACGGCAAGUGCUUAAGUGAAAGUUUGCGGGACACAACUGUAUAUAAAGAGAGUACGAAUCUCUACUCAUCACUCCAUCACUGGCCUACCUGAGGAAGAGUACCAGAAGAAAACAGUGAUUUACCUACUACAAAAGACAAGCAGCACCACCAUCAUCACCACCAUGAAGGUUCUGAUCAUCUUUGCACUACUUUGUGUCGCCCUCUCUGCUAGGGCAGCAGCAGUUCCUGUGGAGAGCGAUGCUGUGGCGGUAGAAGAGCCAAAAAGUGCCCCAGAAGAGGCUGUUGAGGUUGAGGCUCCUGCAUCAGAGGAGAAGCUGAGUGACGCCCCAGGUGUCUUUUCAGAAGAUGAGAAUGAGGCAGUUGAGGUGGCUGCAGCAGCACCUAAAGAUAAAGCGGCACGCAGGUUCUGCCCUGACGGAUGGUUCAGCUACCAGUCCAAGUGUUACAUGUUUGUGAACACACCUCGGUCCUGGUUCGGAGCCGAGGAACAUUGCAAUGAACUGGGCGCCAGCCUGGCCUCUGCCAGCUCCUCCCCCGAGUAUCGUUACCUGCAACAGAUAACCAGAACAGCCAACAGAGCCACCGCCUGGAUCGGUGGAUUCUACCUCCAGGGAACUUGGAUGUGGAUUGACCGCUCAGGAAUGUAUUACACCAACUGGUACAGCCAGAGCACCGCAACCAGCAACCCCUGCAUGUACCUGCAAUCUGCUGUGGGCCAGGGGUGGAGGAACUGCGGAUGUGGCGGACAAUUACCAUUCAUCUGCGUGCACAACUAUCGCUGUUAGUCAACAUUGUGAAGAUACUGUUAAUUGCUUGACACCUUUUCUAACCGCUUUCAACAUGGACUGUUUACUGACUGUAAAUGACUAAGUGUUCGCCAAAGGGCUAAAUGUGAUGCGAUUUCAAAUGUCAUUUCCCAUUUAUGUACCUCAACCGUUAUUGUUUUCCAGUAAUAAACAUUUUUUAAAGUAUUA
This is a messenger RNA of Oncorhynchus keta (chum salmon), 1532 nucleotides long. RefSeq names its product ladderlectin-like. The record is from RefSeq and is a predicted model, not a curated record. Gene Ontology annotation, molecular function: signaling receptor activity. The coding region runs from base 720 to 1343 and encodes 207 amino acids. The transcript is spliced from 9 exons. NCBI's taxonomy places the organism in Eukaryota, Metazoa, Chordata, Actinopteri, Salmoniformes, Salmonidae.